AUGACUCUGAUUAAUGCGGUCAGCCCAUCCCAGCUGCCCAGCCCGACUCAAUCGCCUUCUCCCGGGAUAAAAUAAUACGGAGACGGCUGACCCACAGCCUCCUGGGGCCUGGCCACUUGUUUCUGCAGGACCCUGAGACCGCGCAAUCUCUCCUUCUCAGGAGAUAUUGACGAGGACAACAACGACAGAGAUAGCGACGACUAGAAAUCAUCACCCGCGGACUGCAGGGCUUUUGUCAUCACGGUACCGACCCCAGCGACCAAGCAGCAGCCUCGCCCAUCGCCUGACGACGACCUCAAUUGCGGGGCGCGACCCAGACCGGUCUCUUUCUCUCUGCCCGCGUCCGUGGAGCUCACACCGACAGACCGACAGUCUGGUAGAGGGGGAGACACAGUACACACAUAGACGAACCCACGCGCGUGAACCACACCGCAUCGCAGGCAGACACCCCUACACCUGCACAAGCAUACAAACACACCUACACACAUACACGUACACACACACACACACACAUUGACACACACAAUGGCGGCAGCCGUCCAACAAGCCGGCGCCAAUGCCGGCCAACAGCCUCAGGUCCAACCAUGCAGGUACAAGGUUGGCAAGACACUCGGGGCAGGGUCAUACUCGGUGGUUAAGGAGUGCGUGCACAUCGACACAGGGCGGUACUAUGCCGCAAAGGUCAUCAACAAGAGGUUGAUGUCGGGGAGGGAACACAUGGUCCGCAACGAGAUCGCCGUGCUCAAGAAGGUGUCGAUGGGGCACCAGAACAUCCUGACGCUGGUCGACUACUUCGAGACGAUGAACAACCUAUACCUGGUGACGGACCUGGCGCUGGGCGGCGAGCUGUUCGACCGCAUCUGCCGCAAGGGGUCGUACUACGAGGCCGACGCGGCCGACCUGGUGCGCGCGACCCUGUCGGCCGUGGCCUACCUGCACGACCACGGCAUCGUGCACCGCGACCUCAAGCCCGAGAACCUGCUGUUCCGCACGCCCGAGGACAACGCCGACCUGCUCAUCGCCGACUUUGGCCUGAGCCGCGUCAUGGACGAGGAGCAGUUCCACGUGCUGACCACCACCUGCGGCACCCCGGGCUACAUGGCCCCCGAGAUCUUCAAGAAGUCGGGCCACGGCAAGCCCGUCGACCUGUGGGCCCUCGGCGUCAUCACCUACUUCCUGCUGUGCGGCUAUACCCCCUUCGACCGCGACAGCGACUUCGAGGAGAUGCAGGCCAUCCUCAACGCCGACUACAGCUUCACCCCCGUCGACUACUGGCGCGGCGUCUCCGACGGCGCAAAGGACUUUAUCCGCCGCUGCCUCACCAUCGACCCCGCCCGCCGCAUGACCGCCCACGAGGCCCUGCAGCACCCCUUCGUCGUCGGCUACAUGACCGGCGACGGCUCCGACAAGGGCGCCAACCUGCUGCCCACCGUCAAGAAGAACUUCAACGCCCGCCGCACCCUGCACGCCGCCAUCGACACCGUCAGGGCCAUCAACAAGCUGCGCGAGGGCCAGGCCGCCGCGGGCCUCAUGGACGGCGCCAGGAGCCAGGAGCCCACGAGGGGGGGUGGUGGUGGCGCGGCCUCCCCGCCCGCCAGGAAGGAGGACAGCGGCGUCAGCAUGGCCAGCAGCCGCAACAACGACUCGGGCUACGCCACCCAGCCCGACGGCGACGUCGCCAUGGGCGAGGCCCCGCCGCUGGCCCAGAACCAGGUGCCGGUGAGCCUGAGGCCGGGCAUGGAGGUGAACAAGGUGGUCGAGACAUCCAAGGGCUUGUGGACGCCGCCCAGGAGAUGAAGAGGGGAGAAUGACAACGGGAGGAGGGCGGGCGUAGGAUGGUGACGAGACAGCAGCAGGGAGGGGGAGGUUCGGGGUCGGGGGGAGGGGAGGAGAGUUGCAGCGUUUGCAAAGAGAUGAAUUCAUUUCAUGAUAUCCGAAUGUAUCAAGCCUAUACGAUGCAUUUCUUUUGGUAUAUAUCUGGGUAGACGGGACAACCCGACGGGUGAGCAUGUUGUUCGCCCUACGGGCCAGGAGUUAUGUAUCCAGCUCAGCCCAACACGGGAGCUGGUAGAGAUGUGCAGCCUUUUUUUGUCAAAUAUCAAUCAUUAGGGCAAACCGGUGCAACGGGGCUUGUGACGUACAAGAAUACUGAUGCCAUCCUCAACUUCAUGA
This is a messenger RNA of Diaporthe batatas, 2172 nucleotides long. RefSeq lists its product as uncharacterized. Gene Ontology annotation, biological process: protein phosphorylation; cellular response to oxidative stress. Lineage: Eukaryota; Fungi; Ascomycota; Sordariomycetes; Diaporthales; Diaporthaceae. The transcript has 3 exons. Gene Ontology annotation, molecular function: calcium/calmodulin-dependent protein kinase activity; calmodulin binding; ATP binding. The coding region runs from base 526 to 1797 and encodes 423 amino acids. The record is from RefSeq and is a predicted model, not a curated record.